AUGGGCAACGAAGAGUCAGUUAUUACGGACGAGACUCCAGCCUCGACGCUGGACUCUCGCAACAUGGAGGCAGUCGCCAAAUACAUCAAGGAGAAUAAUGUCAAAAAAAUCGUUUUAAUGGUUGGGGCGGGAAUAAGUACCUCUGCAGGCAUUCCUGAUUUCCGUUCCCCAGAUACAGGACUCUAUGCCAAUCUAGAAUUUCUGGACUUGGAGGAACCUGAAGAUGUAUUUGACAUUGAGUUCUUCAGAGAGAACCCCAAGCCGUUCUAUGCUUUGGCGCGUGAGCUUUACCCAGGCCGCUACCGUCCUACCGUCGCCCAUGCUUUUAUCAAGCUUCUCCACGAUAAAAAAAUGCUACUGAAACAUUUCACGCAAAAUAUCGACUGCCUUGAGCGUCAGGCAGGUGUUCCAGGAGAAUAUAUAAUUGAGGCCCAUGGCAGUUUUGCCACACAGCGCUGCAUUGAUUGCAAAGAGACAUAUCCAGAUGCUGAUAUGCAUGAAGCAGUUGAGAAUGGAACUGUCCCGCACUGUCCUUACUGUGAUGGCCUAGUCAAGCCUGAUAUCGUGUUUUUCGGUGAGGCCUUGCCGGAUGAGUUCCAUGCGAAUAACUGGAUGCCGGCUCAGGCUGAUCUAUGCAUCGUCAUGGGAACUAGUCUGUCAGUUCAACCGUUCGCCAGUUUGCCUUCGAUUGUUCGCGAUGGAAUACCCCGAGUGCUUAUAAAUAUGGAACGUGUUGGAGGCUUGGGCUCACGAGCCGACGAUGUGCUUAUUUUGGGUGACUGCGAUUCCGGGGUCCGAAAGUUUGCACAGGCUAUGGGAUGGAAAGAGGAACUGGAGGCUAUUUGGGAGGCGAUCCCAGAUCCCAAGGCUAACAAGAAGGAGGAAAAGACUCUUCCUCCCAAGACCAGAGACGAGAAUUUUAAUGAGGAGAUGGAACGCUUAACGAAGGAUGUUGACCGUACUCUGGAAAUUUCCGAUGCUUAUGAGAAGCGAAUACGCGAGCGCCUCGAUUUGCAGACUUCGCAACGAUCUAGCUCCCCUAAUAGCUUCCCUGAGGACAAGGUCGCUGAGGUUGAGACCUCUAAUGAUAAAGUCCCCGAGGAGAAUCUCCCCGAGGACAAAAUUCUUGAUGAUGGACACCUCCAUGAAGAUAUCCAGAGAUGA
Molecule: messenger RNA, 1164 nt
Organism: Penicillium taxi
Lineage: Eukaryota; Fungi; Ascomycota; Eurotiomycetes; Eurotiales; Aspergillaceae
Product: SIR2 family NAD-dependent protein deacylase
Exons: 2
Coding region: 1-1164 (387 amino acids)
Molecular function (GO): NAD+ binding; histone deacetylase activity, NAD-dependent
Source: RefSeq, a predicted model, not a curated record